AUGGCCUAGGCUCUUCGGCCCCGGCCCCGGCCGCAAUGUCCUCUUUGCCCUGCCCCCUCCCUGGCCGGGAUGCCUCCAAAGCCGUCUUCCCGGACAACGCCCCCGUCCCAUCCGUAGUGGCGGCCUACCCUCUAGGCCUGUCUCCCGCAACCACAGCCGCCUCCGAUUUGCCCUACUCUGGGCUGUAUGGCCACCUCCUGCCCUAUCCCUACACCAGGCCGGCUACCCCCGGAGACGCCUACCUGACCUGCCAACAACCCGCGGCGCCCUCUCAGCAGCAGCGGGAGGCAGACUCCAACGAGAAGCCGCAGCUGUCCCCGGAGCCCCCGGAGCGGCGCCCGCAGGCCCCGACCAAGAAGCUGCGCAAACCGAGGACCAUCUACUCGAGCUUGCAGCUGCAGCAUCUAAACCAGCGUUUCCAGCACACGCAGUACCUGGCGCUGCCCGAGAGGGCCCAGCUGGCAGCGCAGCUCGGCCUCACCCAGACCCAGGUAAAGAUCUGGUUUCAGAACAAACGUUCCAAAUACAAGAAGCUCCUGAAGCAGAACUCUGGGGGACAGGAAGGGGACUUCCCCGGUAGGCCCCCCUCCUUGUCUCCCUGCUCCCCACCCCUUCCAUCCCUUUGGGAUCUACCCAAGGCAGGGGCCCUGACCACUGGGGGCUAUGGCAACAGCUUUGGAGCCUGGUAUCAGCAUCACUCCCCAGAUGUCCUGGCUCCUCCUCAGAUGAUGUGAGUGAGCCUGGGGAAGGGUGGGUUGGGCCCCCAGCCCUCCUACAAAGCUCAGGACCCAGCCCACCUGUACCCCUUCUGGGCCAGGAGGAAACCAGCUCCAGAUGGGUUUUCUCAGGCGGACGAGGAGCUAGAGGAGAAAAAGAAUGGGAUGGAUUCCUGUCCCCCUUGUCCCAUAACCCAUACAGUCUAAUCAAGAACUUUGGUCUUAGCUACUGCCCCCCAUCACUACCAUGGACUGGAUACCAUCCCUGUAGCUGGUCAAAGGCUCUGGAGAAAGUCACUGGCUGCAGUUCAGUGCCCCCACUACCCCUAGUCUUGACACCCCUUCCUUGAAAGGACUGCAGUCCCACCACAGCCUAAGGUCAAAACCAGCAAGAAACACUGAGGGUUUUUUUCUUUGUGUGCCUUGGGCUUUGCCCAACCCAUUUGUGAGCAAGAGCAGAAAUGAAGUAGAUAUCCAGUCUUCAAGUUGACCACCAUCAGGUCCCACCCACGAAUUUUUCCUGGAGGUCAGCCCAUCAUCCCAUAAUUGAUACACCUAUUCGCCCUCCUGUGAUGGAGAGGGAUGCUGAAAAUGUGGAGUUUGCAGGCCUAUGGGUAAUUUAUACUCUCUUCCUUAACAAGCCCUCUUUUCUCCAUGUCUAUGGUUUUGAGUAGAUAAUGGAUUCAAUUAUCCAUAUAAUUCAACAAGUAUUUAUUAAGAGCCCCCUCCCCCCAUACCGAACAACCCCACAUGCACAUACUCUUGGGAACACAGCAGGGUAACACUUUGGGCAGAAUGGGGACAAACUGACUCUCUGGAUGAGUAUAAGUAGAGACACCCCAAAUAGGUGGGGUGGGCUCAUCAAUUCAGCUUCUCACGGCUGUAUCUGUCUAAACAA
This is a messenger RNA of Hipposideros armiger (great roundleaf bat), 1614 nucleotides long. RefSeq names its product distal-less homeobox 4 (gene DLX4). The transcript is spliced from 3 exons. Gene Ontology annotation, biological process: regulation of transcription by RNA polymerase II; embryo development; cell differentiation. Bases 36 to 734 code for a protein of 232 amino acids. NCBI's taxonomy places the organism in Eukaryota, Metazoa, Chordata, Mammalia, Chiroptera, Hipposideridae. Gene Ontology annotation, molecular function: DNA-binding transcription factor activity, RNA polymerase II-specific; RNA polymerase II cis-regulatory region sequence-specific DNA binding. The record is from RefSeq and is a predicted model, not a curated record.